UGAUUGUCGCGUCGGUAAUAACCUAUCGUUGAAUUAUACUCAAAUAUAAACGUGGUAUUCCAUUGUGAAGCUUGAGUUUUUAUUUCAUAUUACUUUUUAGAAGGUAAUAUUCAAUCAUCAUCAUGGCUGCAACAAUGCCAAUAAAUCCAAAACCAUUUCUAAAUGGUUUAACUGGAAAACCUGUAAUGGUAAAAUUAAAGUGGGGUCAUGAAUACAAAGGUUAUCUUGUGUCAGUAGAUGGUUACAUGAAUUUACAACUUGCAAAUACAGAAGAACACAUAGAUGGAAAUUGUACUGGUAAUCUUGGAGAAGUACUGAUACGAUGUAACAAUGUUAUGUACAUACGUGGUGUAGAAGAAGAAGACGAAGAAGGAGAAAUGAAGGAUUAAAUUUACAUUUAUGACUUUUGUAUUUUUAAUUGCUUAUUUGAAUUAUAAAGUAAAUAAAUAUAAGUCUGUAUAACCUUAUAUAUGUCAAGUAUAAUGAGUUAAUAGGUCAUGUAAAAACAAUAUUUUUAUAAAAUAUGUAAAUAAAUAAUAAUUUAAUGUCUUAGAAA
Molecule: messenger RNA, 556 nt
Organism: Vespula pensylvanica (western yellowjacket)
Lineage: Eukaryota; Metazoa; Arthropoda; Insecta; Hymenoptera; Vespidae
Gene: SmF
Product: small nuclear ribonucleoprotein F
Exons: 2
Coding region: 123-389 (88 amino acids)
Biological process (GO): spliceosomal snRNP assembly; mRNA splicing, via spliceosome
Cellular component (GO): U1 snRNP; catalytic step 2 spliceosome
Molecular function (GO): RNA binding
Source: RefSeq, a predicted model, not a curated record